This is a messenger RNA of Pundamilia nyererei, 2723 nucleotides long. RefSeq names its product partitioning defective 3 homolog B-like. Gene Ontology annotation, molecular function: phosphatidylinositol binding. Gene Ontology annotation, biological process: cell adhesion; establishment of centrosome localization; intracellular protein localization. The transcript is spliced from 11 exons. The record is from RefSeq and is a predicted model, not a curated record. Gene Ontology annotation, cellular component: apical junction complex; apical plasma membrane; cell cortex. Bases 67 to 1851 code for a protein of 594 amino acids. NCBI's taxonomy places the organism in Eukaryota, Metazoa, Chordata, Actinopteri, Cichliformes, Cichlidae.
GUUCGAAGCCACGAUUCAUACCAGAGACCUUCAGGACCCACCAGAGCUCCGAACACUGAGUCCACCAUGAAUGGUGCGAGUCACACUCCAGCUACGCCGAACAACUACACACACAGCAAAUCUGGAAGUGCUCCAUCUCCUGCUGCGGUCGCCGAUGACAGCUAUGGUCACUACGGCAACGACGACGAGCAGCAAGACUUCCCCCCGCCGCCCUCCCCUGGCACUGUGGAGGAAAUGAACAGAGAGUUUUUGCUAAACCCUUCAUCCAACAGUGAGAUUCAGAAGGUGUCCCGCGCCGCUCAAGCUUUCUACGCAGAAAAUGCUAAGGACAACGUACCUCGCAACAGAGCGUCCAAGAGCAUGGACAUGGUGGCUGAUGAAAGCAACGUGGGAUCACUGGUCGGGCAGAAGAACAAGCCUUCAGAUGGAGGAGCACUCGGCCCCACCCUGGGCCUCAUGAAGUCCAGCUCCCUGGAGAGCCUGCAGACGGCCAUGUCUGAGGCGAAGCAGAGUCACAUCCAAGACCACGUGCCCUUUCAUCGCCCACGGCCGCACAUGGUCCGGGGGCGGGGAUGCAACCAGAGUUUCCGCAUCGCCAUUGACAAGUCGUAUGACGGACCUUCUGAAGACGACGACGACAUGUCAGAGCACAGCUCCGGUCACGAAACGCCCGCCAGCAGCUCGUCUCGCCAGGAUCUGGAUGCAGACGAUGGAAAGAAGAAGAAGAAGAAGAAGGAUGAAAGGAAGAAGAAGGAGAAGAAGACCAAAGGGAGGAAGAAGUCACUGGAUUCUGUGGAGGACACAGAGAAGAAGACCAAAAAGAAAGGAUUUGGCAUCUUAAGGUUUGGCAAGAAGAAGGAAGACAAGAGCAAAGAUGCAGCAAAAGCUUCAAAGAUCAAACUGGAGGCACUGAGUGAGGAGGAGCUGGACAGGAUCCCUGAUGACAGAGAUGGCUUCGACCCGCGUUACGCCGAGGUCCAAUCCGGCCCCGCCACCCCUGACCCGUCCUCCCUCCCUGACGUGGAGGACGAUGACAGCGACCCAAACUACGCUCGCAUCAACAACUUCCGCCAGCCGCCCUCGCCGCAGUCGUACAUCAGCCGUACGCCCUCCCCCGCAGUACCAGCCGGGGUGUCCGGCCCGCAGCAGGCGCCCUUCGAGGACAUCGACGGGCUCUACGCCAAGGUGAACAAGUCCAGAGCUCCGCCUGCUUCACAGACCCAGCAGCAGAAUCAGGCAGACAGUGAUCAGCGUCUCCAUGGAAUGCGCAGGGAGUACACGCAAGCCCGAGCCGCCCCGGGUUACGAGGAGCUAGACGCCGCACGGCGCCGAAUCCUGGAGUAUGAUCCAAACCGGAUGGCACCCAGAGGACCCGACUCUCGCCCUGACCACCAGUAUGAAGAAAUAGACCGACAGUACCUCACACAGCCCAGGAGGGAUCCAUAUGAUUACCCCACCCACUCCAGACCUGUGCCAAGAGAUUCCGGCCCCAACCACUAUCAGGACGCUCCAGGUGCGAGUAACUCGGGCCGUUUGCCAAUCCCUCAGUUGAGCACCCAGCAGCCGCUCAACAAUCCCCGCUACCACCCCUCUUCCCAGGCAGGACAGCAGCACCGUGCUGCCUUAAGACAGGACGUCCCUCCGUCACCCUCCGCGGGUCAAAGAGGGCGCCAGUACUACGACACCGUAGGGAGAAGAGACGGAUACCGGCAAGCCAGCCCCGGCCGCUACACCAGCCCAGAGAGAAACCCUGCCGUCAAGGAGCGUUACAACAGCCCCGACCGCUAUCGCUACGGUGACGAAAGACAGCCUGACCCAAGACGGAAGAAUCCCAUGAUAGGCGCGGUUUAAAACCGUACAGAUGCAAGUAACAUAAAGAGAGCGUGUUUGUGAAACAUAUCAGCUGUCACCUGGGCCGCCAGUGUGCAUCAGUGAAAUUUUUGCCAUAUUGAUUCAUGUAAUCAGAAGCUGUAAUGCAAAAAAAAAAUAGGGCUUGUUUUUUUGAGAAAGGGAGAUUUGUGUGUUGUGCGUUUGUUUCCAGCUGCGUGUAUCUAUUUGCUGGUGUGUCGCAGUGUAUAAGAAGAGGACACAAGAUUUUAUGAUGUCGAAAUUAAAUGAAGUUAAAUAUAUUAUAUAGAGUAAACUCCGUGCCAAACGUAUACAAUCAAGUAUAUUGAAAGCUAUGAAAGCAGAGCUGACUCGCAUUUUGCACAUGCUGAUCAAGCUGAAGGAAAUUAAAGAGGGAUCACCUUGACCCGUCAGACUGCUCCAGCACAGAGAGACGGGAAGCUAAAGUGGACAAACAGGAAAAGGAAGUAACACCCCCUUCUUCUUGUCCUUGAUGUUUAGUCGCUUGGACUUCCUUUACAUUCUGCUAACACACUGCUUCGUCCGUUUUUUUUGUAUUUUUACCUUUCCUUAUCUGGACGUGGCUUGCUCCGUGCUCAUUAACUGUGUAACUGAAUUUGCAUAUAAGAUGAGUGAUAUUUUUGUAGCGCUUCUAAUAAAAUGUAUAAAUCUCGAUCUGCUGCAGGCUCUUAUGGUAAGCUCCUUGUAACUCGUGGAAGACAUUAAUGAAACAUUUUAUCCUUUUAACAUAUCACCGCUAAGAGUCACUGCACUGAAAACGAAUUGUGUCAAUGGUGGUUUGAUUUAAACUUGCUGUCAAAUAAGUGCACAACUUCUUUUUUUUUUUUGUUUUGUACAACUAUUUUCCAUUAAAU